Molecule: messenger RNA, 2805 nt
Organism: Condylura cristata (star-nosed mole)
Lineage: Eukaryota; Metazoa; Chordata; Mammalia; Eulipotyphla; Talpidae
Gene: ZC2HC1C
Product: zinc finger, C2HC-type containing 1C
Exons: 2
Coding region: 1-1593 (530 amino acids)
Source: RefSeq, a predicted model, not a curated record
AUGGCUGGUCUCCAGUGGGCGCCACCUCUGCCUAUGGCUGUUAUGCUCCCAUAUAAUAAAGCAGAAGCCCCGGGGCUCCACUCCAUCAAACAAGACCUCUAUGAACGAGGUGACCCUUCUCAGAGGUCCUCAGUGGUACGCCUAAGGGACAGUUACCAGAAGCGGCUUUUGAGCAACAAAGAACUAACACAGGACCAUCUCUAUACUCACCCCAAAAGGAAUGCCUGCAGCAAAGUCCGGAGCUGUGCCUAUCCCCACUGUACUGAAAUCAGCCAACAAGAUUCAGGAAGCAGCCCCCAGAGACAAGUGAAGGGUUCGUUUUACUCAUCCAGCCCUCAAUCCUGGUAUCCUGAAACAAAUAACCAGGACUUCAUCCCCUUCACUAAAAGGAGAGUGGGGGUCGACCGGGCAUACCCACUGAAACCUGUGUUCCAUCGGAAGCCUCGUAGUAUAUGUGAAGCUGGCAUUUUGGGGGACCAAAAUGUCUCCUCAAAACUUGCUGAUCCAAGAGAGUUUUCAUCCAGCAGCUUUGGCUCAAGGAACUGGACAAAUGCACCCAUGGUCAGUUCUGUUCUUGCUGCCUCCGACGAGACUGCCAUGGCAAACUACCACAGGGCCGAGUGGGUGCGAAUCCAAAGACUAGAGGCUGCAGGGGAGAGCCUAGAGGAGGAAAUCCGAAGGAAAGAGACCCUCCUGAAAGAAAAGCUGAAGAAGACAGAGGAGGAGCUCAGAAGGAUCCAGAGGGAAAAAGAACAGGCUGAGGGAAAUGAGAAAAGAGAGCUACAGAGAGUGACACUCCCCAGGAGGAGGGUUAAAGGGAAUAGCAAUGCCACACACAGACCUGUCUUCUCCCCAGAACCUGGGUCUGAGGAGGUACACAGCAGACACAGGGGAGAGGAUAAAACUUGGAGACAAUCUCAGGAAAACUCUAGCCCACCCCAGUUCUCUGAUUUUGGAAUACAGAGGCUCAAAAGGGAAAGACUGGUGGCAAGCAAUAACAAAAUCCAUGACCUGGUCUCUGGGCCACUGACGGAGAAGACUUCUCAGCCUCCAGAAGUUCCAGGCAGUGCCUUGCAGGCAUCCACCAGCAAUUCUAGCUUGUCCAGACCACCCAAUUCCUCAGGUUCCAGCUGUUCCACUGAAGAGCCAGAGCUGGGCGCGUGCGGCCAUUGUGGACGCAAGUUUCUCUUGGUCAGGCUGGAGAAACACUCCAAUGUCUGCAGCAGGAUGCAGGGUUCCAAGAGGAAAGUGUUUGAUUCCUCCAGGGCCCGGGCCAAAGGCACAGAACUAGAGCAGUACUUGAAUUGGAAAGAGUCGGCCUCCGUCAAGGCUGAAGUCCCUCCAAAGAGCAACUGGAGACAGAAGCAUGAAUCUUUCAUCCGCACCCUCCGUCGGGCGCGGGAGGUCCAGCAGAUAAUUGCCAAAGGGGGAAACCCCGCUGACUUGCCUCCUAUCCUGUCCACAGAAAAUCCAGACUAUAUUCAGUGUCCUCACUGCAGCCGCUACUUUGCUCCCAAGGUGGCGGAGCGGCACAUUCCCAAGUGUAAAACCAUCAAGAACCGCCCCCCACCUCCAAGGAAGCAUUACAGUUGAGCCAAAAAGAGUGGCAACUUCCUUGAUGGUUUGGAAGGCUGUUUCAAGCAGCAUACUGGAAAACAAUGUGAUGCAAAGCAGAAUGAACUGAAAAUUUCCCAGUUCCCAGAUCUGCCUGCAGAGCUGGAAUCUAUGAGGAGACCCACUGCUAAGCAGCAGGAGGCAGCAAACAGCCUUAGCCCCCCACCAGACACCCCUCAGGCUGGUGUGCCUGUUACUGACCCAACAACUGACUUCAACACAGUGAGCAGGCUACAUUAAAUUCUCCUCACAAAUCCUUCCUGGGGUUGUGCGAGUGCCUGCAUGUGGGGUGCCUGCUUGCCACUGCUUCUGCAAUGUGUGGCUGUGGUUCCUGUUAGCUCUUCUUGCUCUUGCAAGAAACUGGCUCAUGACCGUUCUGCUGUCAGAGGACCAUAGUCACCUAGUUGGCAUCUCUUACAAGUGAUGAGAUUUUUGCUGGAAGCAAGUUCAAGUCCUUGACCUCCCAUUGCAUGGUCCUGUUCAAAAGCCAGUAAACAUAACAGAAGCGGGGCACCAGGGUACUCUUAAAACCUCCCUGUGGUGUGCUGUAUAACAGAGGGAGCCGCCGCCUCACGCAGCUGACAGGAUGGGGUGGGGGAAUGCACACUGUACGUCUCUGCAUUUGUUCUUUUCUAAUUGAUUGCAUAUGUUUAAAAAAAAAUUCAGCUAUUACUAGCGCUCUUUCAAAUGUUGGUUGGUUGGAUGGCUUUUUGAAAUGAAGCAGCAACAUCUACCAUCAAACUGGGAUAUUGCCGUGUUGGGUGUCCCUGCUGCUUACACAAACACAGUAAACUUCUGUUUUAGAAAGUAAACUAAAGGGAUGGGCCCAGAUCUUUUACUUUUCCAUGCAGAAUCAUGCCUGGUACAAGCCAUGUCUGUCAUGAGGCCCUCAGUACAUGUGUUUCAGGAAUUUAAAACAAAAGGAAUGAGUUCUAGACUUGUCAGGUGGGAGAAGUAACAUCUGGUGGGGGUGGUAUCAGUUCAGGCGGCAUGAAGUAGCCUAACUGAUCUGAAAUACUUGGAGGAUUAUCCCCCAUGGGCAUCCAGUUGUUAGUUUAAAAUACUGGAGGGAAAUCAUCCAUGUUGAUCUGGGCUACAGUGCCCAGGUAGUCAACACAUCAAUGUACUACUAGGCAAUAAAUACCUGCUCACUCAUUCCAUCUCUCCUGUGGCUUGUCAGAGUGGGGGGCU